AUGGCUCUUCCGGAAAUAGGGUCUUCAUCUUCUUCACCAAUUAGUGGUCAUACGUAUGACGUAUAUUCAAACUUUAGAGGUACCGAUAAUCGAUAUAGUUUCACUGAGCACCUUAAUAAAGCCCUAGUGGAUGCCAAUUUCACUACCUUCUUUAGUGAUGAAAAGAUUGAAAUAAAGGAAGGUCUGAAACCAGAUCUCGAGAGUGCAAUUAAAGCAUCUAGGGCAUCUGUUAUCGUGUUGUCAAAGAAUUUUGCUACUUCCGCAUGGUUCCUUGAAGAAUUGGUGCAGAUCCUUGAACAACGUAUGACAUCCAAUCAUAUUGUUGUUCCCAUCUAUUAUCGUAUUGAGCCCACCGAAGUCGAGAAGGUACAUCGUACAUUCCGAGAAGAGCUGGCUCGGAUUUUACACGAGAUGAAGUUUGUGACCGAUACAAGUCAAUGGGCUCUACAGAUGGACAGAAAGGGAAAAGCGCUUGCACAACUUGCUGAUUUAAGAGGGAUACUAGUAAAUGACGCAGGUAGCCACUUAAUUUGUAUUGCUUAA
This is a messenger RNA of Lactuca sativa (garden lettuce), 543 nucleotides long. Lineage: Eukaryota; Viridiplantae; Streptophyta; Magnoliopsida; Asterales; Asteraceae. The record is from RefSeq and is a predicted model, not a curated record.